GGCGGCGGCGGCGAUUGCCGGCCAUGGCCAGCCACUUCACCUACAUCCACGAGCUCCGCGAGCUCAUCGCCUCCUCCACCACCGCCUCCGCCGGCUCCACCCCGGGCUCCGCGCACCUCGAGGUCAAGCUCCGCGAGGUCCUCCCCAACCUCCUCCGCGACUACAUCAUCCCUUCCCCCAAAGGUUCGUGCGCCGCCCCCCUCCCUCACUCAACAUUCAUUUGAGCUGACCCGUUGCUCAAGCUGGUCGCCUACACGGCGCUCAAGUUCCCCGGGGUCUUCUACAACGGCCGCGCCGCCGACGUCAUCAGCGUCAUCGGCCGCAUCUGCCCGAUUUCAGGUCGAGCCAUGAGCUUAUAUUCAGUGCAGUUUGGAAUCUGCUCUCCAUUCUUCGCACAGGUGACCGAGAAGCCUACAGACAGUUCUUCCUGGAUGCUAUGGUCACAGUAGAAGAUCUACUAUAUGUGGCAUCAAUGCAUGAUGAGAGUCCUAGUGGUGUGCCACCUGGAAGGUGUUUAGUUAAAUGCCUCUGUGGAUCCUUCUCAAAUAUAUUAGACUCACCUGGGCCUUAUAGUGAGCUCCCAGCCAGUUGCCAACCUAAGAAUGGACCUGGCGUGCUGGUUGAUCUGACAGGCGAUGAAAGAUGGCGUCCAUUUGCCACUUCACUUAUUAAACUAGUUAACAAGUGUCUUGCAGAUGGGACCUUGUAUGUUGAUGGGCUUGUUAACAUGCCAUUUGUUUCUGCUGCUUGUUCUAUCCUCUGCUAUGGGGAUGGUUCUCUGCACAAGGUUUGUUUUGAUUUUGCACGCAUUGUUGCCACAGUGAUGACUGCUGAGAUUCUUCCUCUAGAAAAUAUUAUCCGUUCAAUCACAUGCAUUUUGGGCCAAGAUGUUGCUGAACUUUCUGAUAUCAGCCUUGCGCCAACUUAAGUGAAGAAUGUGCUGCCAACCUACAAUGAUGCAAACAUAUAUUGUGCUAUUGAACCUAGCUAGCUUAGUAGUAGCUGAUAGGUUGAAUGCAUGUUUAAGUAAUGAGAUAAGAUUACCUAAUAUAAUUCAGUUAAGCUAAUAACAGAAUCUGCUUGUUCUUGAGCAAAUGAGGUGUUCCACAAUGAUGCAAUAUUAUUAUAUGAAAA
Messenger RNA from Panicum virgatum (switchgrass), 1134 nucleotides. RefSeq names its product serine/threonine-protein kinase ATR-like. The transcript has 5 exons. The coding region runs from base 437 to 928 and encodes 163 amino acids. NCBI's taxonomy places the organism in Eukaryota, Viridiplantae, Streptophyta, Magnoliopsida, Poales, Poaceae. The record is from RefSeq and is a predicted model, not a curated record.